Molecule: messenger RNA, 6396 nt
Organism: Haliotis rufescens (red abalone)
Lineage: Eukaryota; Metazoa; Mollusca; Gastropoda; Lepetellida; Haliotidae
Exons: 8
Coding region: 3673-5274 (533 amino acids)
Source: RefSeq, a predicted model, not a curated record
ACUUCGGUGAAACCCACGUGCGCGGGUAUGGUGCUGAUAAACCUUGAAACACAAUCGGGGCGAACCGGGAUUCGAACCCACGAAAAUUAAUGUUUCUGUCACAUGACAUUUAAUACUUACACAUCAGGGGGGUGAUGUUAAAUACUCUUCGAAACGACAUUAAACGUAACUAACUCACUCACUCUCAGUUAAGUUAGUCGGAGAGACAGGAGCGCAUCUAGGCUAAUUUUAAGUGUAAGCAAAACCAAUUUUACAACAGUGCAGAGUGUCGAAGCCCUCCCAGGGAUUAAAAAAUAGAUGCUUUUAAAAAAAAGAUCGGAUAAUUGUGAGAGCGCGGUUUGCUUACGUCACAAAGUACGUAUAAGUGUGAAACACUUACUUAAAAGGGCUCUUUGCUAGCAUGUGUGAAAUACUAGACUAAGUCUAUGAAACCUUAUAUUACACAACAUCCUUCUUGACACUAAAAAUAUUUAAAAAAACAUUUUUCCCUAUGCUGAUAGAGCUAGCUAGAGCUGGCUGCUUUUGUAUGCGUUUCUAGAUUGUGCUUAUUUUUCAUAAAAUAAAUAUAUUCCACAGUCAGGGUGCAGGACUAGUGAAAUAGAUCUACAAGAAAGUAUAGUCAUUUGAAAUUUUUAUAUAACUAUACCUACUAUAGUAUUUCUUCAAAUUAUUUCCAGAAGGUUUCGAGAUGAACUUAAAAUACAACAAAUGUUUUUUUGGUAUUUUUUUCAAUUCAACUUUGAAAUGAACACUGAACGCACAUUUGACCAUGAAAAAGGAAACAAUUGUCCUAUAAUCCACCCCUGAAUUUCAAUUUCUUGCUCAUUUUAGGAUAUUGCAGUUCAGAAUAUCAUAUUAAACAGACAAAAGUUACUAGUAGUCUACUAACAGGUUAUUAGAUUGUCAUAAAUACGCAUGGGGAUGUCAUGAUCAUCUAAAACAGCCUUUCUUUCUUCCUUGACCAUGUUGACGGUAUAUAUAUAUAUUAAAAACGUGCAUCGUGUCAACAAAGGGACACCACUCUCACAACGUGAUAAACCAUCUACCACUAAAAUCCUAAAGUGCGUAAGAUUCCAGUUUUCAAGUCAAUAAAUAUCAAGUUCGACCGUGGAGAGUUUAAAUUAGAUCUAAUAAUUUACUGCAUAGAUACUGCAAACAAAAGCUCACAAAUUGUGAAGAUGCUAAUAUCGACUAUAUUGUACAUCACGAAAGCGAAGGUGUUUAAACUUGUUCAAUCUCAUUAAAAUCAGAUUUUAGUUUUCGCUACCGCUAAACAAAGAUCUGAGGACAGAUAGCGCACAGGCCCCUGAAGCAGGAUAGUGAUAUAACUGAAACACUGGACCCAUAUAUAUAAAUAGACAAGGUACGUCACUCGCCAUCUUGGCCGAAGUUGAAAUCGGCUGUAUCGUUUAAAUUAAAUGGAAAUGUGUGCAUGUCAUGUUCACAAUACCUCCACACCUCCUUCCAAAUACGACCUGCAUGCCACAAACCUUUAUUUUUGGCAAUUUAUUACCUAUAUCGGGCGAUUUUAUCGACAUAUUGGCUCAGUCGCGGCUGUGGGUCACGGAAGUAUACAAAAAUCUCCGCGCUCUAUUUAUAUAUAUAUAUGGGUCCAGUGUUUCAUUUUUCACUAUCCUGCUUCAGGGGCCUGUGGGUGCGUCGGGAUUCUCGACUGCAGUAUGUCGUAAAUAUAUUCUGUAUUUAUCAAUGUUAAGAAAGCAUGCAAAGCUUAGCAUUAAACGUGAUGGGGGGUCAAAUCAUACAGAUCUAAUAAAAAUAAACAAGUACUUUAAUAAUGAAAUGUGGUAACAGAUAUUGUAUAGGUUUACGGCAGCAAACUUCCGGUUCAAGCAGACGACAUAAACAAGACUCCGUUUCAGACGGGUUGAUUAAGCAGAAUCCAAGUCAGCAAAGCAGCAGGACAUGAAAUGUUUACUAGCCAGAAUAGUGAUAACAUAUAUGAGAAAGACAACUUAAAGAAUGAAGCUCUACUAACCAUCAGGAUUCCUUAAACGUCAGACAAAAUGACAUGGGCUGACACACAGGCAUCAUGGGCAUUAAAUAUGACCAUGAGUUUUAUUUUAAUUCUUUACAGGAUUAGAAACUAACAGUUUUUGUCCACUAGUCCUUAUGAUGAUAACAUAUAGCAAAACCAUUAAAAUGGGCCAAUUUCUACUAGUCCUUAUGAUACCUUUACAAUUGGGCAGUUUGGUAAGGAUUACAGGACUAGUGCCAAUUUCUAAUGCUGCUUUAUGUAUAUUCAAUAAAUAACUACCAGCUUCUGACAGUUAUUUUAGUUUUAAACAUUAACCAUUAUUACCAAACUUCUGUUCAUAGUUAAUGCCCAUGAUAAAGGUAUCAAACACAUAAGACCCAUUCACCUGUAAAAAUUGAAAGGGUUUUGUCAUUUGUAUUAAUAUAAAUUUUGCCAUUUAUAAAAAAGGAUUAAUUUGCUAAUAUUGAAAAGAAAAUUUUAAGAAAAUUGUCCUUAGUAUACUUCUCAGAAGCCACAUGUCAAAAUGAGGAGACACAGUGUGUAAGAUCUAAUGGAUAAUGAAAAGUUAUUUUCAUUUGGUUAUCUACCUCAUCCUAAACAUCACCAUCCCCUCCCAAGUGGCCAUUGAGAGGUUGCAGAAAAAUCAAAUUUUACAUCUCAGUAACUACAGUACAAAUGUUGUAGUAUUUUUUACAAUAAAAGAAUGUUACAAAGAUACCGUACUGUCCUCCAUAAAACUGACCACAUCACACAGACAAUUAUUAUGGGAAACAUGAAACUAUAGUACAAAGCCACAUUUUUGACAUGGUAGUUGAAGAUUUCACUACAUAUGACUUUCAGCUCAGUGAGCUCACGAUGCACCUAGUAUAUCAUUUGCAUCAGAAUUAGACAUGGGCGCCAAUUGUUUCACACUUCAAUUCAAACACAUUGUGUAAGCUUUGUUUGAGUUGGUGAUGUUUUUGUUGCUGAUAAUUGCUUUUUUCCAAACAAUAGUAUCAUCUCUAUUUUGUCAAGGAAUGUAUGUUAAAGAUUUGGUCUGAAAGUUUAAGAAACUUAUUCCAUAAAUGAAAAUACUUGAUUGGUUGCAUGUGUUUUUGUAUCUUAUUACUUACAAAUUUCAGUUUUGGGAAGGGAAAAACAUGUUUUAUAAAAUUAUUUAUGACAGAUGGCAUUUUUCUGAAAAAUCAAUUUUGAUUAAUGAUUAUGUCUUGCACUAGCAAAUUUAUGUUAAUUUUGACCCCUGCAUAGAAUGUGACAAUUACUACAAAUAGCAGUUAUUCAUCCAGGAAGGAUAAGACAAAUCACACUAGAAACUGAUUUAUUUAGGGCCAUAUUGGGUUGUUUACCCUUCUAUUUAACAGUAUUAACACACAGAGCAGUGUAACAAAUGCAAUAUUGUCUGCACAUUUAUAAAAUACUCAUUGUUUGUGUUUAUGAAUUAGAGCAUGUGCUUGUCUCUUUAAUGCCUAGUAUAAGUUUGAGUAAGAAAUACAAUUAAUAAGCAUAAAUUUAUUAAUUAGAAUUGUGCACUACUUUGCUAACCACAAAGGCUCCGUUUACAGCGUUUAGGCAAAUGUUCGCUAAGAGUUAUGAUUAGUCUUUCAUGAUACCAAAAUGUCACUUGUCUAGACAAAGAAGUAAAUGGUUCCUAUUUUCUUUUUGUAGAAUUAGUCGUCAUGAACAACAAGGCAAAAGGAAGAGGGAAGAAAAGGAAAGCUCCAUCGAAAGAGCAAGAAAACCAGUGCUCCCAGGAGAAGGGUGUUACCAACAAUGAUGAAUUGAAACAGACUGAUUCACAGUCCAGGGUUGUGCCUUCAUUUACCAAGAGGAAGAAGGUAACUGAGCCUGCACCUGAACAGACAGAAUGCAACGACAAUGGGUCUCAUAAUAAGAGACAGGAAGAAAUUGAAGGAUGUGACACUUUAGCCUUUGAUAAAUCACCUCUUCACACAGAAAAAGAAACAGAAGCAGAAGUGUCACAUGGACAUCUGGAAACAAAACCAAGAACACAAGAAUCCACGUACACAGUCAAUACUGAAGUUUCCAUUAGCCCCAAGGAAGAACUGCCAGAACAGGAGGAUCAACACCCAGGCUGUGGCCUUACUCCUAAAACUUUGUUAAAUGAAACAGGUAGUGAUCCAGCUGGAUGUAUAACAAAUCCUCAGGUUGUGGAGGGUUCCCCAAACAAGACUGACAAAACGGCACAUGUAUUAGAAAAUAUAAUUUCUUUUGCUAAUGUGGCCAAGGUAGCUGCUGACACAACAAAGGUCAUGAAGCCCACUGGUGUAUCAUGUGGAAGUAUGCCUGUCAGUGUGGAGAGAUGGGGGCAUGUGAAGGAUGUAAUGCCAGUGCCAGCAUUAACUGAUGAAGCAGAGAAUGUUUCCUUGAUUCCUUCCAAAAAUAUACUGAAAAGUUUAGAGCAGUGCAUUGAAGAUGGUAAGUCAGCUGAAACAGACGGUGACAUUUUGAAGCCAAAUAUGGCGUCAGUAGAAAAGAUGGAGGAUAUUCAAGCUCAUGGAGAAAUGGAGGAGGCUGAUCAAGGUCAUACAGACCAAGGUUGUAUGUCUGAACAGGUAAUUUCUCUAAUAAAAGUGCAAGAUACGAAGCUGACAGAAACAAUGGGAGCAGACAUCAAUCAAAAUGAAGAGAACAGGAAGGGUAGAAAGUGUUUCUCGCUGACUACACAUGAAGAAAGCCCAAUUGAUCCAAUGCUUGAAUCAGGCUGUGCUGAAGAGUCGGAUAAGACAUCUGAUCCUUCAUCAAUGGACAAAAGCAUAACAAAAAAUAAAGAAGUGUACAAAGAUAAAUUGGUCGAUCAACAUACUGAGACCAAGAAGAAUUCAACGGAGAUACUGCAGGGCCAGUCAGGGGUAUCCAGUGAACAGGGUGAAGUUAGUGCAGAUGAGAUCAUUCCUCCUGAGAUGGAUAUUGGUAUUGCUGAGGAGAGAACUGCAGCAGUGAAGAACGAGGAAGCUGACAUACUUGCAGCACCAGGAAAGGAUGUAGAUGCGGACAUGGACUUCACAGACUCCCAACUGUGUGAGGCAGUCAGUCUGGAGGAAUCAGCAAAUCAACUGAUGGUGCUGCAAGAAGUUCAGAAGCAACGGAUGGAAGGAAGGAAGAUCAUCCAUGAUCUCAUUGUAGAUCUGUCAUAUCUGAACAAACUUGUACUGCGCACAAAACGAGAGAUUGAGACGGCCAGAAGAAAAAGACAACCUCAGUCAUGUGUACAGAAUAGAGUCACUGGACAAUCCUUUCAGGAACACCGGAAGUUUUGAUGCAGUUGUUUUACCACUACUUACGAUGUGUUAGGGGCAGUAGGAUAGCCUAGUGGUUAAAGCAUUUGCUCUUCACGCCGAGGACCCACGUUCGAUUCCACACAUGGGUAUAUUGUGUGAAGUCCGUUUCUGGUGUCCCCCGACGUGAUAUUACUGGAAUAUUGCAAAAAAAGGUGUAAAAGUCACUCACUCACUCAAGAUGUGUUAUGACACUAUUCUUUGCAUCAAAUCCACAUAUGCCAUGUUGCCUAUGUGAAACAUUUCCACAUUUGAAAUAUAUACAAAUAUACUUAUCUAUUGUUUUAUCAUACAGUGUAUUUUGAAAUACAGACUUGUUCAUUUUACAGGACCAUGUAUGUCACCAUUGGUCUAAAUGGCCUUUGGCUUGUGCUCACACAACCUGUUACAUAAUUCCAUUUUCUGAAAUUGACAUUUAUUUGUGUUGGUUAUUUUUACUAAACACCCUUGUUUGUCUCCAAAUGGAUUAUCAACAUCUCUAAAGUCACUGGACUAACAAGACUAACCUGUCCAGCAUGUUAUAAUAUGGCAACUAUGUUUGUCAUGUUGAAAAACCAGGUGAUGCCUUCAGUCAGCUAUUUCUGAAAACAUGAAAAAGAAAUGUAGUAUCUGAGUAGCUUGUAGUUGGAGAGUUCAAUAUAUUGUUCUUGUUUUGAAAUGUAUUGAAAACUCAUAUUUUUUAUAAAAAUGAAGUUACAUUUGGUAUGCUGUAGUGUGGAUCAGUAUAUUUGCAAUGUGUUUACUGCAUUUUGAAAUUAUGCUUUCAUUUCAUCACUAGAUAUUGCCGAAUUGUACUCAAAAUAGGUUUAAGCCUCAGCUCUGGGAUUUGGCUGAUCGUGUGGCAUUGUACUGGUCAUUGAUUGGUCCAGGUUAUUGUGAUAUCAGCUGGAAGAAUACGUAAAAUAUCAUUCACUCCAAGAGCUCUGAUUGGAUUGCAGGUAAACCAGUUUCUAAUGCUGGUAAUACAGAGAAUUGUGUGGUCAGGCUCAGUGACUUAACCUACAACUGUGUACUAUCGUGCCGAGUUGGCAUUGAUUGUUUGCCCUUGCUUUCAGUUGCAGAUUUGUCUGGUCCAGACAUAAAUACACACAGUCCACCCUGAUA